Scomber japonicus (chub mackerel) is the source of this 4555-nucleotide messenger RNA. It is a transcript of the gene myot, whose product is annotated as myotilin. The transcript has 12 exons. Gene Ontology annotation, molecular function: cell-cell adhesion mediator activity. The record is from RefSeq and is a predicted model, not a curated record. Gene Ontology annotation, cellular component: plasma membrane; axon. Gene Ontology annotation, biological process: dendrite self-avoidance; axon guidance; homophilic cell-cell adhesion. Bases 16 to 2598 code for a protein of 860 amino acids. Lineage: Eukaryota; Metazoa; Chordata; Actinopteri; Scombriformes; Scombridae.
GGCCUGUUUAAAUGCAUGGCCAUCAACUCCUUUGGCACGGUCUCAUGCUCAGCGAUCUUGGAAGUGUACAAUGACCUGGAGGAACAGCUGGAGAUUGAGGCCAUUCGCCAGCAGGAAACGGUCUCUAUCACACAGGAAAACGAGGCAAUGUUCCAGCAGGAGAGUGCAUAUGUCCAGACUUCCUCCUUCAGAAAGAGCGGCGAGGACUUUCCCCCUCUGCUGCCUGACUCUAUGACCCUUCCCCCUCCUGAGUGGCCUGACAGCCCCAUGGAAGAUAACAUCACCAGUGAUGCAGAUUUCCCAGAGCCUCAGCCGAUAAACCACUGCUCUGAGGAACCCUUUAGCCGCAGCGAGGAGUAUGCUCUGAGCCCAGAGGACCAAAGGUCACCAGAGGUCACUAUCCUAGCCUGUACACCCAGCCCUCCCCCUCCACCCUCACCCUCACCACCACUGCCACCACCACCAGAAGUCAAGGAGAAAACCCCAACACCCAAACUGUUCACUCCAAGCAAGCUCAGCUUCACUUCCUCCCAGUCAGGAAGCAACACCAUGAACCUGUCGGACCUGCCUACCUUCACCCCCAGCGCCUUCCCUCCCAGCGCCUUCAACUAUGAGCGACCGAGACAUUUUAUUCAGUCGCAGGCGGCCUUCCAGGCACCCAGCUACGAUAGCGUGGUGCGGGAGGCCCAGGAGAACCAGACUAACUCCCAACAGAACCUCAACAUCUCUCAGAAUAGUUCAAAUGUUCACGAGACACAAAGUCAAUCUAAAAUGAUGUCCACACAAAGCCAGUCAUUUUCUCAAAGCCAGUCAGUGUCCAAGUCAUUGUCUCAGACUCAGUCACAGUUUCAGUCACUGAACCUCAAUCAAAACCAAACCCAGCAGGUCGUCGCCCAGAUACCAAUCCAGACCCAGGCCAACGGAAUGGGGAAGUCCUCCCCUUCUUCAUCCAACCUCAGCUCUCCCAUUUCCACCCCGGCUUCCUCCAUUGCGCCUCCUACUCCUUCCUUCACUGCCCCCUUGCUCAGUCCCUCCUCCUCUCCUUUCCCAGCCUCCUCUUUAUCCACGCUCCCCCGCAGCACCAUGCGCUCAACCAUCACCCUCACCCCCAGUGUCCCCAGUGCAACCGGCCUCGGCAGCGCCACCCUGCCGGCCAACCAGGACAGCAUGUCAGCUCCGGCCGCUUACCUCUGCUCCGUGCUGCCCUCCCCAUCCUCCUUCUCCCCUUACUCCUCCUCUAAACUGUCUCCCAACUCCAAUCUGCCCCACCCCUCCAUCUCUCCAUCCCGCUCCCCACUCGCCCCUUCCAGCCCUCUCCUUCCCAUGAGGGCAGCCACCUCUCCUUCCUCCCCUCCUCAGCAGUCUCUGCCACUGUCCCCUUCCCUUCCUCACUCCCCCCUUUCUCCCUUCUCCUCCUCCCCUCUCCCACAGCCCAAUACUCCCAACAGUCAGAACAGAGUACCGCCUGCUGUAGUCUCCCUCCCUGCCAACUACAAGGGGACACCUAACACUCUCCCCAAGCCUAUUCUGAAGAAGACUGUGGCUCCUCGGCCUUCCUCCUCUCGCUCCACAGAUGAAGACAUCCAGGGCUCCAAAGACGCCCUCAUCCAGGAUCUGGAAAAGAAGCUGCGGUCCAAGGAGGCCAGGAGGAGAAACAGCCAGAAACUGUCUUAUGAGGAGCGUAUGGCUCGCAGGCUGCUGGGUCCAGACAACGCCAACUACAUGUUAGACCAAGACAAUCUUUCAGACUCACAAGUAGACCAGCCAGAUUCACCAGAAGGACGACACACAGGUGGACUAUGGGGGAGGCACCACUCGGGGACAGAUGAUAAGGGAAACGAGGGAUCAGCUAUCCAGGAGAAAUGUUACGCUCCUCGCUUCAUGCAGAUCCCUCCAGACCUCACUGUGGAGGAGGGUCGCUUCUGCAGGAUUGACUUCAAGGUUGGAGGUCUCCCCACUCCAGACGUCUCCUGGAACCUGGACGGCAAAGCCAUACGUCCAGAUGACUACCAUAAGAUGUUGGUGUGUGAGAAAGGGAUGCACUCAUUCAUCAUAGAGAUCGUCACAGUUCAUCAUGCUGGCGUGUACGAGUGCGUAGCCAAGAAUCGCGCAGGAGAGAGCAGAUUUACCAUGAGGCUUGAUGUAAUAGCCCAGGAGGCUCUCCGUCCUCCCACCUUCACCCAGAAGAUGUCGAACUCCAGAGCUCUAGAGGGCGACACUGUUAGGUUAGAGUGUAAAGUGGACGCCUCCCCACCUCCACAGCUCUUCUGGAAGAAAGAUAAAGACAUGCUGCGUAUUGACCCCAACAGAAUGAGUCUGUACCAAGAUGGGUCAGGCAGGCAGUGCUUGUUGUUAGAGAGGGUGAUGAAGUCCGAUGCUGGUUGGUACACUCUCUCCGCCAUCAACGAAGCCGGCAUGUCCACAUGCAACGCCAGGCUGGAUGUUGGCUCUCGUGCAGCCCCGAAAACAGCGCCCCCUGGCUCCAAGACGUUGAAACUGCUGUCGUCUCUGAGCCACGUGCCCUCUCUGACCGUGGAGAGCCCCGCCCAGCACACCGCCCAGCACACCGCCCCGCUGUAUGAGAGCGAAGAGCUGUAGAUCCCAACUAAUCCCCACCCCCAUCCACCCGAGUCUGUCUCAUCCUCCAUUCACAAUCACUCAUCUCACAACUGUCAAACUGGGCCUAACAUGUGAACAUCUGGGUUUUUUAAGAAUUCCCCAUGCUCGUGACAACCCAUCUUCCAUCCAUCAGAAGAGUUUUGACAUAUUUCAAACAUGUUUUAAAGCGGGAGGAAACAUCUAUAACCCAAAGGAACACUGAGUAGCUAAUUUGAGAGAAACGUUUCCAUAGUUAGCACCUUUAAGUGACUUCUGACUUUAACUCAUCAUGUUGUCCAUCUGCUGCAGCUUGUUAGCGCUGUGCCCGUGCUUCUGUUUAUUGUGUAAUAGUGCAGAGUUCAUAUUGGACACACUGUCACUGUCUGUACACCUCUCUCUCUCUCUCUGCUCAGCCCGUCUGUCUUGUCCUGUCUGCUCUCAGCAAAAUGGUGUGUGGAGGUCAUGUGGAUGUAUUAAUAGACCUGGAUACGGUGUGGCAGAGUCAGCCUUGCUUGCCUGUUUUAUCCCAGUGGCCAACCACAACACGGCAACAACAAAAAAUAAAUAUAUCCCCCUGUGGUCCAGGAAGCAUUUCCUCAAUUUAAAGCAGGUAUUUGUCAAACUGAUGACAGGGCAUGAUUUGACUUAUCACUAUUUGUGUAAAAUAUUUCAAUUAUGAAGGUCUAAAACUGGACCUGAGCCUAGAAAAGCUUGUUUUUUUCAGCUCUAAGUCUGUUUAUGAGCAGACAGGGGCUAUAAACACUGGACUCUAAUGCACAACACUUUGAAUAACUGUACACCACUACACUACUUGCUAGAGUUAGAAAAUAGAAAGUAUACUCACAAUCCAACACUGCCAACGUCUUUCAGAUGCUGCACUUUAACCCCGUCACCUGUCUCCUUGUCACUCUUCCUUCUUGCUCGUAGUUGAAAAAGGAAAGUUAGUUGUGUUUGAGCCUCUGAAUGUAUGUUAGUCUCUGCUGCUGCCUCAGACGACGACGACACACGUCUGUAAAGCAUUUACCACAAGAGAAACUUGGAUUUUUAAAGUUUUGACGUAAACAUGGACGUUUAAAGAAAUCUCUCACUUCUCAGAUUCUCUGCUGUGGUGUAAAUUCAGUCGAAAUCAUUUGUUUUAAAGUUUCUAAUAUACUGUGUCUGUGAAUGAAUAUUUAUUUGAAGUUAUUAGUUACCAGAGUCGGGACUUUUUUAAGUUGUCCCUUCUCUCGCCUGCAGAAGGCUGAAACCGGAGCUGUAUUGACGAGUUGGAGAAACAACAGCAGGCUUUUAUUUUGAUACCCAACCUCUACAACUGAACACAAAAGCUGCUCUGCACUUAAAAGAACAUUCAGACCUUACUAAUUUUGAAAAGUUUACAUUUUAUCACAUCUGCAGCGCAGAUAAGACGUGUUUAUUCACUUUACGUAAGAGGAAUGCAUCAUGAAAUCGUUGUUCAGUUAAAAAUGGGUAUCAUUGUGUCAGCCUGGGCCCAGAUUCGCUAAAGUCUCCCUAUCUGGCCUUAUAUAAUAAAGUCUAUCAAAACAAAGAGGCUUGAGUUGCCUGCUUACCAUGGAACUGCUUGUUAUUGCCAGCCAGGAGUUAAUUUUACACACAAAAUAAUGUGUUUUUGGCUGGAUCUGCAUGCAAAGUGAAAAACUGAUGUUUAACCCUGUGUGGCCACAGACCAGUGGCAGGAUUUUCUUUAAACAACCCAUAACAACCUGAAAUAUAACAUUUCUGGAUAUUGCUACAGUUUGUCAUGAUGAUGAAGUUUGAAUGAAACAGGGUUGAAGAUUGGAUUUGCUUAAAGCACCAGUCUAGUUUUGGUAAGUUAGGGUCGAGAUUUUGAAACUGCAGGUUGUAGUGUGUAUUCUCCUUUAAGUACUGUUUGUUGUGUCGGAUGUUCUACAUAUCACUGGAUGAAUGAGGAAUAAAGUCUAUGUGACCUUGGCUUUUC